AUGUCCGCGCAUUACCCAGCCUACUCCCACACGUACUCUCCCCCGCCCCCUUUCAGCGCGCUCGAUUUUUACAACCAGUUCCACCGCGAUCACUCUCACUCCGACCUCACCCUCCCCCAGUCAAGUCCGUACGCUUCCCCCAACCUGGCCGGCCGAUACCUCAGCCGAGGCGCCUCGAUUUCAAAGAAUGUCCCCGCCGAUAAACUGCUCGAAGAGAAGGGAACGGAGAAAGCGGGCAUGAAGGAGAUCCCGCUCAACUCACCGUCCAUCCAUGCUCAGCCACCGCACUAUAGGCACAACGACUUCGAGUGCCAACAUGGGCACAGACAAGGGGGUAGCGGCGCAUGUCCCUACGCCUAUCCCUCGCAUAACCUGCGUUCGUACGGCGACGGCUUCGACUAUGAUGGUCCCGACGCCGAGAAACGGUGCCACUCCGACCGUCUUCGAAGGAUCCUCCUCCCUAUCCUCGUCGUGCUCAUCAUCAUCGUCGGAAUAUUCACUUUGAACGCAUGUCUCGUGUCCUCAGGUGUCAUGGCUUCGUGGGGGGAUUGGGACUGGAAGGGGGUGGGUGAGUGGAAGGGGAUCGUCGGCGAGCACCAAGGAGUGGUGGCUACAAGCGCGAAUAAUGGCACCCACCUGGACAUCCCGGUGCCUCAAGGUACUAUCGCUGUAUCCGCGACGCUGGGCUUCGGGGACAAGUUCGAUUACCUUGCGAUCUCGUUGACCCCUGUCUUCCGUCAGCAACGUCGCAUCCAAACCGCCAUGAUGUUGAAUACCAGUGUCCGCCCCGUCACUCUCGGCCCCCAUACUCCCUCGAAUCCAAGGAUCGCCCAAGAACGGCUUCUGAAGUAUGUCUUCUGUCGCGUAAUUCUUCCUGCCUCUACAAAGGGGAGAGAGCGAUCAGCGAAAGAUAUUCAAGGUCCAAAGCGGGGCCGCGAUGUACAUAUGCACAUGGAGUAG
Messenger RNA from Pleurotus ostreatus (oyster mushroom), 960 nucleotides. RefSeq lists its product as uncharacterized. Bases 1 to 960 code for a protein of 319 amino acids. The transcript is spliced from 2 exons. Lineage: Eukaryota; Fungi; Basidiomycota; Agaricomycetes; Agaricales; Pleurotaceae. The record is from RefSeq and is a predicted model, not a curated record.